AUGACAGAAGAAAAAAAUCCUAUUAAAAACAUUAGAAGGACGACUCGAAGUAAAACGCAAUUUAUAAAUUUUAAUAAAGAUGAAAUUAGAGAUCUAAGAAUGGAAGUUAAAAAUUUAGGCUUUAAACCUGAAAUCGAUGAAAACCCCGAGAUUGAGAUACAAAAAAAUAUUUUUGUCUUAGGAGAAACAGUGGGACUAAAAAAUAAUAUUGAAAAAUCGAGGAGUGCAAAUAAAAUACAACACGAAAAUGUAAUUGAACAAAAAAUUACCUUUAAUAAUACACCAGUUGAGAAGUCCGAACCACUUACAGAAAAAGAACAAAGAACAUAUUCGUUUAAAGACCUAUUAGAUUGGGUACAUAAAAAAGAAAAAAGGGAAUUAUAUCCUAAAAAUAAAUAUGACUAUUCAUACAAAAAAAAUAAAAGUGAGUUUAAGAACCAAAAUGAACUACUUUAUGAGGAAAGGAAUAUUGUGCAUAUGAAAAUAGAAGAAGAAAUAAUCCCAAGCUUGAAAAAUAAUCCAUUUAUAAUUGCUGAUAAAUAUUUAAGAAGUAAAAAAAAUAUGUAG
This is a messenger RNA of Vairimorpha ceranae, 567 nucleotides long. RefSeq lists its product as hypothetical. NCBI's taxonomy places the organism in Eukaryota, Fungi, Microsporidia, Nosematidae. Bases 1 to 567 code for a protein of 188 amino acids. The record is from RefSeq and is a predicted model, not a curated record. The transcript has a single exon.